CACAUAUUUUCACUGCGUGCUUCAACAUGCAUUUGGACGUAAAAAAAAAAAAAGCUGUUCAAUUCUUUCGUGUGUUUGAACGCACUUUAACUUCAGAAAGAGAAAGGUUGAAGGAAAAAGAGUCCCCCUUGCCACCUACGUCACGUCCUGUUAAACCUGUCCAACGAGAACACUCAGGGGAACCGUGGUAGUGUCCACCUUGCGCAGGGUUUUAAAACCAUUGCACUCUCAAGGGUGAGCAGCAAAGAUUUUCUUCUUCUAUUAGCCAUACAUAUUCCGGCAGAGAUGUUAUGUGAAGAAAGAGAAAUGUCAAUUUGGAGAUAUUGCCUGAUUUAACAACAAAUUCUAUAGGUUAAAACUGUAAAAAAUAUGUGGUAGAGAGUGGGGAGAAUUUAUAAUCAGAUCUGGUGAAUGAAAUUGCACUACAGGCUCACGCAAACUGCGAAAUGAUAAGCACCUUUUGAGAGCGUUUCAGGGUCAACUGUACUUAUCAUUGCGAUAACUUUUAUUCAUCGAAUUUCAUGCAUCUUUCUUCGUGUUUAAAACUUGUUCCAGCGAAUUAUCUAAAGACAAGCUUUUUGCAAAUGUUUUUGGUUGAAUAAUUGGCGCGUUUUGCUUAGUGUAGGUUGUCGUUUGACUUGCCGAUUUGGCACAUCAAGGUAUAAUGACAUUGUGUAGAAUUGGAUAAUAAUUUGAAUUGUACAGCAGGAAGGAUUCAUUUAGCAGUUUUCAGUCGUAAAAUCCCUUAGAGUGUCCUUUCACUCAGGUCGCGAGUCAAAAAAAACUCAGUUUCAUUGUCCUCGUCCACCUCAUAAGGCUGCGCGCUGAAACGGUGACGGUAAUUCAAAGGGAGAAAGACAAAAUAGGGUUUUAUGUUUAUUAGGUUAAUAUGACAUGGGGUUCGCUCGAUACAGAUAUUUUCACUGCUUUCCUCCAACUUCACAUACUUGCUCACUGGGACCAAACAAACAAAACAAAUGAAACGCAAACUCCCCAUCAAAAUGAUCAGUUCUUCAGACAGAAGGCGUUAACACUCGUGUAAAAUCACUAGCAAAGCAAAGCUCGUAAACGCGGGGGUUCAUUGCACUUUACGAAGAAAUAGAAAUUGCUGUUUAUCUCCACUUAACUAAACACACACGAAAACAUGUUUACGAACAAGGUGCUGACAAUGCGCAUGCCAAGCGCGUUACUAUUUCAAUAGCAAAACCUUUUCUCCCAAAACAAAGCGCAUUAUUGUUAUCUACAGGUGAGACCACUCAGCCAGGCAUUAAGCGAAGGGAAACUUAAUCUCACAAUUGUUAGAGGACAUCCGAUCCUUGAAAUGAUAACAGCGGCGUAUUUUUUUGACCUUUCACUCCGUUUCAGGAAGACGGGACGCUCCAGAGCUUCAGUAAGGCUCUAAAGGAGGGGUCGUGAGGGAGUCGACUCAUAUUAUUGUGUCCCGCCGAGGGCUGUUCCUGACCUUCUUUUACCAAUCGAGGCCGUGCAAGGCACGCAGUGGCGCCAGGAUAGGUAUUUGCACUGCGUUCACAUUCCUCAUAACUCGUCUUACAAUUUUGCAUGGAACCAUUAAGACCUUAACAUUGCAAGUCUUGCACUGGCUCAGCUCUCGUUGCGCUUACAGAUUGGAAAAGAUUCUGACACUUGUACAAUACAGCUCCACUGAGAAUGAAAAGCUUAGAUGCAAAUAACAACGAAAGGAUUUUAAAACAUGGUUACCUGCUGAAGCAAAGUGAAUUUCUAAAGCAAUGGAAUCUUCGGUAUUUUGUCCUUAGUAAAGAAUGUCUCUGCUACUACAAAACCGAAAAGCAAUCGGUAGAAGACGUACCUAAAGAGGUGAUAUUUUUCAACGACAUGUCUCUUUAUAUAGACGAGCUGCCUGAAAAGCAGACAAAGUACUGCUUAAAGCUUGUAAAGCGAUCAGUUUCGGCCGGCAAAAUCGCAACUCGGACAUUUCAUCUGUGUUGCUUCUCAGAGCACGAAAGAAACGAAUGGCUUUCGCAGAUUCUCCACGCGAAAGCAAUCGCGCUGGUGGUCGAUCCGACAGCGUGGAUGGGAAAUCAGGAAGCUUCCACGCAAGACAUGGAUAUUGAGCUUGCUAAUUCAGCUGGCAGUGUCAAGCUCGCCCCUGCUAAAGUGAUUUUGCAGAAGUGUCGGCGUAAGCUUUCUCUUAGUGCAAAUACGAGGGAUUCUCGAAACUGUUUGUUCCUAGAUGACUGUAACGUAAACAGAAGAAGGAAAUCCACGCCGCGUCUAAGUCAAGAAUGGAGAAACACUUUAAUGGUGAUUUAACUCCUGUGCGCCCCUAAAAAUCGAGAAGGGGGACAGACAAUUUUGAAAAGAAUAGUAAUCUGCAGAAUUUGUAAAUGGAAGGAUUUAGAAAAAUACCUGAUCGCUAGCAGCAGAGGAAAGAAGCAAAUACUGUACAGUUUUUGCGCUGCAUUUUGUGGCAGUCUGGAUGGUUGAUCGUUCAGUAAACUUCCACGUAAGCAUUUAUUAAAGUAAAAGAGUGAACAUGAAGGUGAAGUAACUUUUACUCGUUUGUUUCGUUCAGUACUUUCCGGUCGAUCAAAUAGAAAUAUUUGUUAGAAAGAGUUUAUUUUAUUAUAUUUUUAGCUUGUUAUAUAACGACAUUCGAGUGAUGAAGUUGAAUAGAUGGAACUGGACUGAACAAUAAUUUCCAUAUAAUGGUGAAUCGAGUACAUUACGUUUUAGGUUUGUGAAAAACAUGGCGUUUUAAACCAUUUUAAGUUUCACACUAAUAUCUGAAGCCCACUUUUAAAUUCGGAAAAGCUGCCGAAAUAAGUGGCGUCUCUUAAAAGAAAGGUUGAAUGUCUGCUCCAACGGAUGUUUCUCCGUGAUUUAGAACAUUGCUAGCAGUCGUACAAUCGUUAAUGUUAAGUUAUUUUACUGAUCGGCGAUACCACUCAAUUUAUUUGAAUUAUUCAUGCACGACAAAGAAAAAAAAAGAAAAAAAAAUACUAGACGGGGGAAAUUACCUGAAAUCGGCUUUGAUUGCAUAAUCAGUUGUCAAAACACAAGAUACUUUUACUUUCAGAAUUUAGCUGUCAAAGUUGUUGACAGUUAAAAUCUGCACUAUGCAGUAAGGUAUUUAUAAAUUAUUUCCAUUUUGACCAAUCUUUAGAGGUAUUUAAGAGUCGUUAGGGAACAUAUGGUAUUUUAGGAAUAUAUUUUGCAGUCAUUGCAUGUAGCUUGUGUAAAACAGUUCAUUUGAUCAAUAUCCGUAACUAAGGAAAUUCAAGACGCGCUCAACUAUGUUGAUCUUGUUAAUUUUUCGAUGAGAAUUCAAUAAAACACCAUCAGUAGUCCAUGG
This is a messenger RNA of Pocillopora meandrina, 3334 nucleotides long. The record is from the annotation of a GenBank genome assembly. NCBI's taxonomy places the organism in Eukaryota, Metazoa, Cnidaria, Anthozoa, Scleractinia, Pocilloporidae.